Molecule: messenger RNA, 3525 nt
Organism: Numida meleagris (helmeted guineafowl)
Lineage: Eukaryota; Metazoa; Chordata; Aves; Galliformes; Numididae
Gene: RGS10
Product: regulator of G protein signaling 10
Exons: 5
Coding region: 75-620 (181 amino acids)
Biological process (GO): regulation of G protein-coupled receptor signaling pathway
Molecular function (GO): GTPase activator activity; G-protein alpha-subunit binding
Source: RefSeq, a predicted model, not a curated record
GCGGUUGGGGCGGGGCAGGCGCGGCCGCCCCCUCCAGCUCCGGGCAGCGCGGGGCCGCGCGGCCGCCCCGAGAGAUGUUCAACCGCGCCGUGAGCCGCCUCAGCAGGAAGCGCCCGCCGUCCGAGAUAAAUGACAGCGAGGGGCACCCAAGCAGCAGCCGCCAGAGCUUGAAAGGAACCUCAGAAUGGGCUGCGUCGCUGGAGAACCUCCUUGAAGAUCCAGAAGGAGUUAAACGAUUUCGGGAGUUUUUAAAGAAAGAAUUCAGCGAAGAAAAUGUUUUGUUCUGGUUAGCAUGUGAAGAAUUUAAGAAAACACAGGGGAAAAAACAGAUGCGAGAAAAAGCUAAAGAGAUAUACAUGACUUUCCUGUCAAAUAAAGCUUCAUCCCAAGUCAAUGUUGAAGGGCAGUCACGUUUGAAUGAGACAAUUUUGGAGACACCUCACCCUCUGAUGUUUCAGAAGCUGCAGGAUCAGAUAUUCAAUCUCAUGAAAUACGACAGCUACAGCCGCUUCUUAAAGUCAGACAUAUUCCUAAACCAUAAGAAGUCUGAGGAGCAAGAGGAGAAUUCAUCGGAAGCUCAGACUGCAGCUAAAAGAGCAUCAAGAAUUUACAACACAUGAUACAAUGAACCUCGUUAGGAGAGGCAGUACAAUAAUUAAAUUACACUCAGGAACAGUCUAGGUUUCUAGCAGUUGCAUUUAGGGCUUGAAAAGUUCAAAACCUUUUUAGGAGAUACUCACUUUCUUAAUUGCUUGAAUGACUAAUUGUUUUUGCAAGACAGCAAAUAACCAAGCACCUAUCGAAAGACUGUUUCCUAGCUAAAAGGCUGAGCUAUUCCUCCAUAGCAUGAAUUGCAUUUAAUAUUUCAUAAGUUGAGCUUUCAGUUUCUUUUUUUUUUUUUUUUUUUUUGUGAAGCAUCAUGAUGUAAAGAAAUGGGAGAUAGGAUGUUUUGUCAUCCGUGUGAGUUUUGUUUUUAAGUGUUUGCCUUCUGGUUUUUAUUAGUGCCUGGCUUUUACUUUCCGAAUUGCUGGGAGCAGCUGUUGAGGAGUAUGCUUUGAGUUAUUUUGUGGAUGAAUCAUUCAUAGGAAGUCAAAAUUGAGGGACAGCAUCUUUCAGGGUUAGGUCAAUAGAAUCCAAUCUUACUCUUUUUCUUUCAAGGUGAUAGAUGUUUUGCUUUGCCUUUACUUACGAGUCAAAACAUUUUUCUGGUCAUGAUAUUCAUUUCUGUUUUUCUUAAAUUUCUACACAAUGUUUUUGCUGUAGACAAUCGUCUUCUUCAUGACAAGAAUGGAACCUAUGCUACCUUUGGAACCAAAGUUCUUAAAUAGAUGGAAUUUCUGAGGAACUGCUAAUAGCCACUGGGAAAUCUGACUGUAGAAAUCCCACACUGGGCAUGCUCAGUUCAGCAGAGCUUGACUGGGGCAUGUCCUGCACGUCAGCUCAGUUGUCUGUAACAUCAGUGUCAGGUGCCAGUACUAGAAAGCAGGUGUUUUAUCCUGGGUCACCUCCAUCCCGCAGUGUGUGGCAAGAGUCAUUCUGCAAAGGGCCAGCCAACAAAGUCUGACUUUGCUUUAUUAAAAUCUUUCUACAGGCAACUUGCCAGUGUUACUAAAUUGCUGUUACAGUUGGAAAAGCAAAAAUAGCUACCAGCUUUAUUUAUGAGUGUCAGUGCGUACGGACUAUCUCUGUUUCACUUUCAUUAUUUGCGCUUUUUUUUUUUUGAACUACUUUUCUUGAUCUUUUGUUGAUGUGCUGGCUAGUCAGAUUGCACAGUUAGGUUUUGAUAUAGUUCUGUGUUAUUUUUCCCCGGGAAGAUCAGACAUGUCAUACAUUGCUGUCGCUAUCAGUGUUUUUAAAAUGACGUUCGGGCUGUAGAUUUUGAGGAAACGUUUUCUUUUAGUAGACUUGACUAUGACUUUGGUUUAACUCUGGUCCAUUCUUGCAGGUUGUGUGUAGAGCAAAUGGUUUCUGUGGGUUUGUCUCAUUACAUUUAAGAGUGGGAAUGGGACUUCUGAUUCUUCUUACAGAGCUAAGCAGCCUGUUCAUUCUUAGGAAAUUAAAUUUUAAGAAGGAAAUGAUAAAGCUCCCCUCAAAUGCACGUUUUAAGAUGAAAAUUCACUCAUUGCAUAAAAAUUACUGUUUAUGCUCCCAGAGGAUUUAAAAGUGAGGCCAUACUCUUGCUUCAGGCACUUCCAGUGUUGUGUGACCUCAUACUUACUUGUAUUUCUCUGUUUUGCUGAAUAGGAAUGAAGCAAUUAUGCGCGUGAAUCCUUUUGUUUUAAUGGGGCCUAGGAACUGCAACCAUCCAGUUCUGGACUUGCCAACUAUUUGUAAUGUCAGGAUCACCUCUUUUGGAAAUUGACUAUCACAAUGAACUCUUAACCCCUGCCGCUGCAGGGGAUGGAACUUCUGAUACAAUUAUGUCCUUGGGAGUGGGCUGCUUGAACGCAUGUAGGAGCUAAGAUUCGCCUCUUCUCAGUUAUGACAGCAGAAGUCCUUGUGAUGUAGAAAAUGUAGGGUGGGGACCUUCAUGGGGAAAGUGCAGAAUGAACUCUUACCACAUUCAUCACAUGGAUGCACAAUAGAUUCAUUUUUAAUCAUAUUGAUUUUAAAAAUGCACAAUUAACGGAGAAAAGUCUUUGACUACCAGGUUUUAAAAUAAUAAUAAUAAAUUAAACCAGAGGUGGUAUAAACAGUGGUAGGGCAUUAAGAGAACAUGCUUGUUUGUAACUGCUCACAAACAGCUUUUUCCUUGGCAAUACGCUCCCGUUCAGGUACUGUAUUGUUUGCCCCGUGGGAGCAGACACAAAGGUGCUUUACUCUACUACCAGCCAAAAGCUACGCAAAUAUGAAUGCGAUUUUUUAGCAGCACUUCAAUGCCUGUGAUGUUUACUUCAAUACCUAUGAUGUUUUUAAGAUAAUAUACCUAAAUCCACAAAAUUCUUAAUCUUUGUAUUUCUCUUUUGCCUCAGCAAUGAAAAGUUUGUUGCCCCAUUGUCUGUCUUUCUUGUGGUGUUCUGUUGUGCUAUUUUUUGUUUUAUAGAAAAAGCAACUAGACAUGCAAGAUGCAGAAAUCAGAUUUGUACAGAUUAGAUGGACUGUAUUUCUCAUUAAGAGAACAAAUGAAAUAAAACAGUGCAAGCAGAUAUCUGUAAUUGCAGCAUGUACGUAUGUGGAGAAUGUUAUUGGCUUCUGAUGUAAUCACUGAUCCAACUUUGUGAAAUAUGAUUUUCUCAAAGAGGCAUAUAACAUAUUGCACAGACAAAAAAAUGCUUCACUAGGAGUAAAUUCUGUGUUUCAGUAAUAACUGUAAGUUUUGCAUUGAACCUUGUGCUGUGAGUAUUGAUUACUGCUUUAUUUAGAGGUCAACGACAGGAAAGAUCUAUUCCUUUUCAUAGAAUUUACACUGAAGAUGUAAGCACAGAAAGCAAGUAAGAGAAGUUUCAUGCCUGAUCACGUGCCUAAAAUUCUACCCUAAUGUGUGUUUCUCUGCUAAAAAUUAAAAUAUUCUACCGAUACACCAAA